AUGGAUCUCAUGAACCUUACAACUGUCAUCGACACUGGGUUUUUGGACGAGGCUCCGUCCAGCCGCGUCCUGACCGGCUGUUUCCUGUCGCUGCUCAUCCUCACUACCUUGCUGGGAAACACGCUGGUCUGUGCCGCCGUCACCAAGUUUCGGCAUCUGCGCUCCAAAGUGACCAACUUUUUUGUGAUCUCGCUGGCCGUGUCGGACCUCUUGGUUGCCAUCUUGGUGAUGCCGUGGAAGGCGGUAACAGAGAUCGCCGGGUUCUGGCCGUUCGGCUCCUUCUGUGACACCUGGGUGGCUUUUGACAUUAUGUGCUCCACGGCGUCCAUUUUGAACCUUUGUGUGAUAAGCUUGGACCGCUACUGGGCUAUCUCCAGCCCCUUUCGCUAUGAGAGGAAGAUGACACCCAAAGUGGCCUAUGUGAUGAUCAGUGUGGCCUGGACGCUGUCUGUGCUAAUUUCCUUCAUCCCAGUGCAGCUCAACUGGCACAAGGCCCAAACUAAAUCUUACACGGCUCUCACUGGGUCCUCUGGCUCUUCAGGUUUUAAUGCUACAUCUUAUCGCAGACCAGAGAACUGUGACUCAAGCCUGAACAGGACCUACGCCAUAUCCACCUCUCUCAUCAGCUUUUACAUCCCUGUGGCCAUCAUGGUGGCCACCUACACCCAGAUAUACCGCAUUGCCCACCGACAAAUCAGGCGGAUCUCUGCCCUGGAGCGAGCGGCCGAAAGUGCCAAGAACAGACACGACAGCAUGGGCGGGGCCUCCAGCAUCGCCGAGUCCGAGAGCUCUUUCAAAAUGACGUUCAAGAGGGAGACCAAGGUGCUGAAGACGCUGUCCGUGAUCAUGGGGGUGUUUGUUUGCUGCUGGCUCCCAUUCUUCAUCCUCAACUGCAUGGUGCCCUUCUGCGAGCAGUCGAGCGGAGGGGAGGCCUUCCCCUGCAUCAGCCCCACCACGUUUGAUGUGUUCGUGUGGUUCGGAUGGGCUAAUUCCUCCCUCAAUCCCAUCAUCUAUGCCUUCAAUGCAGAUUUCCGCAAGGCCUUCUCCAUCCUGCUGGGCUGCCACAAACUGUAUCCAGGAGGCCACAACAUAGAGACGGUCAGUCUAAACAAGAAAUGA
Cyclopterus lumpus (lumpfish) is the source of this 1119-nucleotide messenger RNA. RefSeq names its product dopamine receptor D1a (gene drd1a). NCBI's taxonomy places the organism in Eukaryota, Metazoa, Chordata, Actinopteri, Perciformes, Cyclopteridae. The transcript has a single exon. Gene Ontology annotation, cellular component: membrane. Gene Ontology annotation, biological process: adenylate cyclase-activating adrenergic receptor signaling pathway. Gene Ontology annotation, molecular function: G protein-coupled receptor activity. The record is from RefSeq and is a predicted model, not a curated record. The coding region runs from base 1 to 1119 and encodes 372 amino acids.